AUGGAGGAACAGCUAACUGCAAUUAAUGAGCGUCAAGAUGCCAUGAUGACCCAAAUGGAGUCUCUCUGCUCCUCGGUACACCAACACGCUGAACUCUUUGAAACCGUCCAGAAAUCACUUGUAGCCCAGCAGUCGGUGAUGACCGACCUCAUGGUGAAGCUCACUCGGUUAGAGCGGCCGGAUCCUGCUGCUCUUCUGUUACCAAGUUCAGUUCCUCCACUCUUACCAAGACCCCCGAUAACAACGACUACACCGCAGCAAAGCAACGUCCCUGCAAUCUUGCCUGACCAAAGAAUUGAGAUUGCCGCCUUCUACAUGACGGGGGAUGCAUUGCAGUGGUAUCAUUGGUUAUAUUGCACUCAACAACUGUCAACCUGGGAAGUUUUUUCCCGACAAGCCGAGCUUCGUUUCGGGCCUCCAACGUUCGUCAAUCACGAAGCACAACUCUUCAAGGUGAAACAACAGACAACACUCGCGGCUUAUCUCUCCGAAUUUGAAAGCCUCUCCACUAGAGUGCGCGGCCUCAGUUCCACUAGCUUGCUCAAUUGCUUCUUAUCCGGUUUACGGGAAGACAUACAAACAGAACUGUAUGUCCUCAAACCGGCCUCCAUACAUGAUGCUAUGGGUAUGGCCAAACUCGUUGAUGACAAACAUAAGGCUAUGCGGGCUUUUCAACCUCCUCGAUUCCUUCCUACCCGGUCACCCCAACUACAAAACCCUACUGGUGUUGCACCUACAUUAAAUCGGACAUCUGCACCUGGUGUUUUUCCCAUUAAGCGACUUACACCAGCGGAAAUGGCUUCACGACGCGAGCAUGGGCUGUGUUUCAACUGUGAUUCAAAGUUCAUCAAGGGUCAUCGUUGUGCUCCUUCGCAAUUCCUUUGUCUUAUGACCGAGGACUCGGACGAACCUGUGAGUGAAACUGAAAAACAAGACCACCCUAUCCUGGCCACCGAACCAGAACCUCCCGACGCUGUUGCGGAGGAGGCUACCAACCCAUGUAUCUCUUUCCACGCCUUGAAUGGCUUAACUAUUCCCUCCACCUUAAAAAUCACUGGCAAGAUCCACGGUAAGGAUGUCGUUGUCCUUAUUGAUGGCGGGUCAACAAAUAACUUUAUCCAAACUCGGUGGGCUCACCAUCUCAACUUGCCCAUCCAACAAUCUUCGCAUCUCCGAGUCACCGUCGGCAACGGCGAGGUUCUCACUUGCGGUGGGGAAUGCCAACGCGUCCCUCUACAAUUAGGCGAAGUAGUUUUUCCAGUGGAUCUUCUGUUGCUUCCGGUUUUUUGUGCGGGCAUAGUUCUCGGCGUUCACUGGCUAGCCGAAUUGGGACCUAUAGUCUUUGACUAUCAACAUCUUUGGAUGGAAUUUCAAAGUGGGGGUGCAACAGUACGUCUGCAUGGAGUGCAACAGCCAUGCAUUCAAGACACAUCUCACACUUCUCUCAAGCGGCAUGUUCACAGUUCUACAGCCCACCAAUUUUUUUAUCUUUCUGUAUCCCUCACUACACCCGAGCACAACCAACCCCCUUCUAUAACGACAACUUCCAACACCGCACCCUCGCAAUUCACUGAUCAGCUCCAACAACUUUUACUACGAUAUGAUGAUAUCUUUUGCCUUCCUGUAGGAUUGCCUCCUGCACGAGCCUUUGACCACAAGAUACCGCUACUUCUGGAAGCUGCACCGGUUAAUGUGCGACCCUAUCGCUAUACCCAUUUUCAGAAAGCAGAGAUUGAACACCUCGUCGACAACAUGCUCAAAGAAGGAGGGAUCCUCGUCAAGAAGAAAGAUGGCUCGUGGAGGUUUUGCGUUGACUAUCGCGCCCUCAACGCCAUCACCAUCAAAGAUCGCUUCUCUAUACCUACAGUCGAAGAGUUAUUGGAUGAACUCUCCAGCGCUCAUAUCUUCUCCAAGCUUAACCUCCGCUCCGGCUACCACCAAGUCCGAAUACAUCCCCCGGACAUUGAAAAGACAGCAUUUCGAAUGCACGAGGGACAUUACGAGUUUCUCGUAAUGUCUUUUGGGCUCUCGAACGCGCCGUCUUCCUUUCAGGCGAUGAUGCACACUCUCUUCCGGUCGGCUCUUCGAAAGUAUGCAUUGGUGUUUUUCGAUGAUAUCUUGAUAUAUAGCAGGGACUGGGUGACGCACCUCGAACACCUACACCACAUCUUUGCACUGUUUCGGGACCACAAGAUAUUUGCUAAACGGAGUAAAUGCGAAUUCGGGUGUUCCAGCAUAGGUUAUUUGGGUCAUCGAAUCAAUGGCCAAGGGGUUCAAGUCGACCCUGAAAAGAUUCAAGCCAUCCAACAUUGGCCUCACCCAACUACAUUGAGAUGUCUGCGUGGCUUCUUGGGCAUCUCCGGCUAUUAUCGCAGGUUUGUCCGUGGAUAUGCGGCCAUUUCCGCUCCCUUGACUGAGCUCCUAUGCAAAAAUUUGUUUGUGUGGACUCCGGAGGCGACCAAGGCAUACGAAGCGUUGAAAUUCGCAUUGACCCAGACCCCGAUUUUACAACUUCCAGAUUUUUCUUGUCAGUUUGAAGUACAUACUGAUGCUUGGUCAACAGGGAUUGGCGCGGUCUUACUUCGAAAGGAGUCACCCUAUCGCGUAUUUUAG
Molecule: messenger RNA, 2613 nt
Organism: Dioscorea cayenensis subsp. rotundata (Guinea yam)
Lineage: Eukaryota; Viridiplantae; Streptophyta; Magnoliopsida; Dioscoreales; Dioscoreaceae
Exons: 2
Coding region: 1-2613 (870 amino acids)
Source: RefSeq, a predicted model, not a curated record